AAGAAUCAAGAACAUUAUUUAGAUGAUACACCAGAGAUGAACUCUGAUCCAGGCUUAGUGACUGUGGUACUCUUAAUGCUUGGACAAACCUAUGGAGAUUCAGUGACCCAGAUGGAAGGCCAAAUGACGCUCUCAGAAGGGACUUCGCUGACUAUGAACUAUACUUCUUCAACCACAGGGUAUCCUACUCUUUUCCGGUAUGUUCAGUAUCCUGGAGAAGGUCCACAGCUCCUCCUGAGAGCCACGAAGGCCAACAAGAAGCAAAGCAACAAAGGUUUUGAAGCCACAUACAAUAAAGAAACCUCCUUGCACUUGGAGAAAGACUCCAUCCAAGAGUCAGACUCCGCUGUGUACUACUGUGCUCCAAAAGAUGCUAACACUGGUGGUGGAGGCUAUGGAAAGCUGACAUUUGGACAAGGAACCGUCUUGACUGUCCAUCCAAAUAUCAAGGACCCUAAACCUGCCGUGUACCAGCUGAAAAGCCCUAAAUCCAGCAACACCUCCGUCUGCCUAUUCACCGAUUUUGCUUCUCAAGCUGGUGUGCCACAAGUCACAGGGCCUGAAGUGUUCAGCUCGAACAGCACUGCGCUGGACAUGAGGGCCACGAAUUCCAAGAGCAACGGCGCCCUGGCCUGGAGCAGCAGAAUCGGCUUUCAGUGCAACGAGACCUUCAACGAGACGUUCUACUCCAGCUCAGGCGUUGCCUGUAAUGGUGAAUUGAUAGAGAAAAGCUUUGAAACAGAUAUACAGCUAAAUUCUCAAAACCUGUCAGUGAUUGUGUUCCGCAUCCUCCUCCUGAAAGUGCUUGGGUUUAACCUGCUCAUGACGCUGCGGCUAUGGUCCAGUUGAGGUCGCCAAGAACGUGAGAGCCCGGUGCUCCCUCGCUCCUUGCUCCUCACCGCCCCUCCUCUCCCUCCUCAAGCAGAGAGGUGCACCCUCUGCCCCCCUGGAAGGGAAAGCUCCCUCUGCCUCUCUGGCCCCACUGGCAAUGCCACCAACUGGAUCCUACAGGAUAUUUGUGAUCAAGACGCUGAAGAGCUGCCAAACACUGCUGCCACCCACUCUGUUCCCUUACUGCUGCUUGUCACUGCCUGACAUUCCCGGCAAAGGUGGGGGCUGCUGCAGCCUCUCCUGGCCGUGGAGAAACUCCUGCCCCUCCCUAGAGACUGCCUCUCUGUCCCACUGGAUGAUGGAUCCUCUGUGGGUUCUCUGGGGCUCUAGCUCCUAGAGGAUGUUGUGAGGAGUUUAUAUGUUUUUAAAUAGUGUUCAUAACAAAAUACAUAUCACCCUUGUUCCCAAGAUGCGGGGAAAAUUAUCUCAUUAUCUAGGCCGUGCUAUGCUGUGUAUCUGAGUCACGUUGUAUAUUCUGCUGCCCAUGGCUUCAUUAAAAGCGAUUUGGAAGAGCA
Messenger RNA from Diceros bicornis minor, 1406 nucleotides. Its product is annotated as M1-specific T cell receptor alpha chain-like. The coding region runs from base 37 to 849 and encodes 270 amino acids. The transcript has 8 exons. The record is from RefSeq and is a predicted model, not a curated record. Lineage: Eukaryota; Metazoa; Chordata; Mammalia; Perissodactyla; Rhinocerotidae.